GUGUUAAAAGAAAGGAGAAGAGUAGGAGAGAAAAUGAGGAAGCUUUGGAGGGUCCCGAAAAGAAAAAAAGAUAUAUGAUUACAUCGCCUGUCAAUUCUAAAAAUUUUGAAACAUUCUUUGAUAGAUCAAGGAAGUCCAUAAUACUUCGCCGAGAGCUUCAGAUAUCUCUGUUCUUGUUCACCAGCCGUUAG
Acaulospora colombiana is the source of this 191-nucleotide messenger RNA. The record is from the annotation of a GenBank genome assembly. Lineage: Eukaryota; Fungi; Glomeromycota; Glomeromycetes; Diversisporales; Acaulosporaceae.